CUUGUGGGCAUGAAAGUUCACAAUUGCCAUGGGAGUCCCUGCCGUCCCCAGCACAGCGUGGCCAGGAUGGGUGCUUGGAGGGCACGGUGGGCAGGGAGCUGUUGUCUCGCUCCCUCUGCCAGUGCUUCCCUCCCCACCCGCCUCCCAUGCAGACACAGGCUAAAAAUACCCCAUCCCCACGUGGCCACCAGCCCAGCAGCUGCCUGCCCCACCGUGGCCGGCAGUUUCGUCUCAGGUCUGAGCCAUCUUUGAGGAAGCGGACAGGACAACAGAGGGCCCAGGAGUGAGGGCCGUGUGCUGGCUGGGGGUUUGCCCCUCUUGCUCCCCGCCAUGGUGGCGCCCCCUGGUGAACAGAUGCCUCCCUGCUGUGCAGUUUUUGGCCAUUGGGUGACUUCAACGAACAUCGCUGAAGAUUCUUUUUGGGGGGGACUAUUUUCUUUGAACAAAAGAGCAGAAGUAGAUACAUGAUUGUGUGUCUGCCUGAAGGAGCCUAGAGUAGAUUUUUUGGCGGAAACCCUGUCCCACUGGGCUGUGUAGCUGCAGUUCCUGGGGAAGCAGCCACCAGCCAUGGCUGGGGCCUGGCCCCAAACUGAGCACGGCUCCUCCACUUCCCAGCUGGGUGCUCUUGGGCAGUGACACCUGUCCCCAUACCCGGUCCCCAGCUGUGAAGUGACAGCCUUCAACUAACCAGGGCUGACACAGGUUGAGGCUGGGGACACGGCCUGACAUAGGGAGCCAUGGGAGGAGAGGACAUGGGCCCUUUCACCCUCCGCCUCUCCAUCAGAGGAGGAACCCAGUCAGAGAGGCAUGACUUGCCCACGGCCAUCUGCACAGUCACACAGGUGGGCAGUGCCACUGGUGGGCCAGGAAGCCGGAAAUGCUGCUCAUGGCUGCCCAGCAGUGUUGGCCUGGCAGAAGAAGCCGCAGGGGUCCCAACACAGGGGCCGCCAUGCCCUGGGGUCUGGGCUGAACACCUCAGAUGUGGAGGGAGCCCAGGCGUGGCUGUCUCACCCUGCCCAGCCAUGGGUGGGCUCUCCUCUGAGCCUCAGUUUCCCCCCUACAGCAAGUAAAGCCCUUGACCUGCUGCACAGAGCUGGGCCUGGGCCAAGGGCGUGGCAGCCACUCGGAUGCCCCUGGCCUCCUCACUGUCUUCUGCAGGGGCUUGGGAGGCGCUGGGCACCAUGGUGCGGAACGUGGACGACCUGGACUUCCAGUUGGCCUCACACGCCCAGGACAUGCUGGAUGGCCUGCAGCAGCUGCGUUCUCUGCCCAAGCUGGCCGAUGUCACACUGCUGGUGGGCGGCCAGGAACUGCCCUGCCACCGUGGCCUCCUGGCUCUGAGCAGCCCCUACUUCCACGCCAUGUUUGUGGGCGACUUUGCCGAGAGCUUCUCUGCACGCGUGGAGCUGCGGGAUGUGGAGCCAGCCAUGUUGGGGCAAUUGGUGGACUUCGUGUACACCGGCCGGCUGACCAUCACGCAGGCCAAUGUGGAGGCGCUCACACGUACCGCCUCUCGCCUGAACUUCCCAGCUGUGCAGAAGGUCUGUGGCCGCUACCUCCAGCAGCAGCUGGACGCCACCAACUGCCUGGGCAUCUGCGAGUUCGGGGAACAGCAGGGGUUGCUCGGGGUGGCCACCAAGGCCUGGGCCUUCCUGCGGGAGAACUUCGAGGCCGUGGCUCGGGAGGACGAGUUCCUACAGCUGCCACGGGAUCGGCUGGCCGCCUGCCUGGCCAGCGAGCUGCUGCAGGUGCAACCUGAGCAGAGCCGGCUCGAGGCCCUGAUGCGCUGGGUGCGCCAUGACCCCCAGNCACGGGCCGCCCACCUGCCUGGGCUGCUCAGCCUGGUGCACCUGGGCGCCGUGCCCAGGCCCUGUGUGCAGGAGCUGCUGGCCACAGAGCCACUGAUCCAGGCAUCACGGGCAUGCCAGGAGGCCCUGUCCCAGGGCCACAGCAAGGUGCUGCCCAGCCCCCUGCAGAGGCUGGAGGAGGUUCUGGUCGUGGUGGGCGGCCGGGCGCUGGAGGAGGACGGGGAGGACGGGGAGGAGCCCACGCCCCGCCCCGGAAACUUCGCCUUCUACGACACCCAGGCCAGGCAGUGGAUGGCGCUCCCUGACUUCCCGGACUACCACAAGUGGGGCUUCUCCCUGACGGCGCUCAACAAUGACAUUUACAUCACAGGGGGCUCCCGGGGCACCAAGGCGGACACCUGGUCAACCACUCAAGCCUGGUGCUUCCCGCUGAAGGAGGCAGCCUGGAGGUCUGUGGCACCCAUGCUGAAAGCCCGCACCAACCAUGCCAGCGCGGCGCUCAACGGGGAGAUGUACGCCAUUGGCGGCACCACACUGGAUGUGGUGGAGGUGGAGAGCUACGACCCCUACACAGACAGCUGGACGCCCGUGCAGCCAGCGCUCAAGUACGUCAGCAACUUCUCUGCGGCUGGCUGCCAGGGCAGACUCUACCUGGUGGGUUCCAGUGCCUGCAAGUACAACGCCCUCGCACUACAGUGCUACAACCCUGUCACAGAUGCCUGGAGUGUGAUCACCUCGCCCUUCUUGCCCAAGUACCUGUCCUCGCCACGCUGCGCCGCGCUCCGGGGGGUGCUCUACCUCAUCGGCGACAACACCAAGAAGGUCUACGCCUAUGACCCCGGGGCCAACCUGUGGCAGAAGGUGCAGUCCCAGCACAGCCUGCAUGAGAAUGGUGCCCUGGUGCCCCUGGGUGACAUGCUGUACGUGACGGGUGGCCGCUGGCAGGGCAUGGAGGGAGACUACCACGUGGAGAUGGAGGCCUAUGACGCCGUGCGGGAUGCCUGGACCCGCCAUGGUGCCCUGCCCUGCCUCUGGCUCUACCAUGGGGCCUCCGCGGUCUUCCUGGAUGUCUCCAAGUGGACGCGGCCCUUCCGCCCUGCCCCGCAGCCCUAGGCCCUUGUCGCCCCAAGGAGUGGCCCCUGUGAUGCCUGCUGACUUAUUCACUGGGGCUGCAGCCUCCCAGGACCCAGCUGGGUGCUGGCGCCAGGGGUCACCACCACUCCUUACUCCAGGCUGCCCAGGGUGGGGAAGGACCCCGGGCCCAGGACAGCACCAGAGGCUGCCCAGCAGCAGAUCUGCCUCCUCUGUGCCCCUAUGACGGGCUUCGGGGAAUUUGUAUAACAGAAUGGGGGCAAAAUGGGCCCCAGGACAUGGGCAGGGCCUCCCAGGAGGGUCUGCUUUCCUCACCCACGGUGGUGGCCACACCGGCAGCUGUCCUGUGCCCACCACACAUGGGCUUGGCGUCUCUGUGGGCCUCAGGCUGCCCACCCCCUUUCCUGAUUGCUUCUGGCACAGCAGAGGCCCUGCCUAGCCCUGUGUGUCCCCCUCCACUAGGAAGGCAGCCUCGCGGGGGGCCACCGGGAAGGAAGGGGUUUGGGAAGGAGCCGGGAUCUGUGGGACAGCUGCACCCCACUUCUCAGGAUGAGUUCCACCAACACAGCACAUGCCUUCCAAAGAAAGGCUCUGCUGAGCUGUGGUUUGCACUUGGACAAUGUGUCCCCAGCUCCCAGGAGGGUGCUGUUGGCCCUGCUGCCAGGCCCUCUUUUGGAACGGGAGUCACUACGGGUGCGACAGCUCCUGAGAAUGGCCUUGGUGCACUGUGUCCCCACAGCAAGGUGGCAUGUGGCUUCCGAUGGGCUCUGCCACCUGCCAAGCCUCCUGUGCCGACCCAAGGACACAAUAAAGGGCCCUCUGGCCCUGGUGCCUUGCCCAUUGGUCACAGGCUUGGUCAGAGGAGGGUCAGGAGUUGGGCCUGGCUGACCUUCCAGGCCUGGGUAGCUCCUACCCGCCCCCAGUAGGCUCCUGCUCCAGAGCUGGCCCAAGAGGACCAAGAACCCUCUGAACACCUUGGUUCUAGGGGACAGAGCCUACCUUGGGGCCCAGCCAGAGUAGGAUCCAGUGCCAGUUCCCAGGGGAAAAGAUCAGGGCCUCACAGGACCCCCUGGCCAUGGGUGGGUUGGAAACAGCCAGAGUUCGUGGGAAGGAGGCCAGAGGAGAGGUUGCUCAAAAUGAAGUCCCCACAUAUGUGGUGGCAUAUACCUGUGAUGUCAAGCACUCAGGAGGCUGAAGCAGGAGGGUCACAAGUUCCA
Fukomys damarensis (Damara mole-rat) is the source of this 4117-nucleotide messenger RNA. RefSeq names its product kelch like family member 30 (gene Klhl30). The record is from RefSeq and is a predicted model, not a curated record. Gene Ontology annotation, molecular function: protein binding. NCBI's taxonomy places the organism in Eukaryota, Metazoa, Chordata, Mammalia, Rodentia, Bathyergidae. Bases 1128 to 2921 code for a protein of 597 amino acids. The transcript is spliced from 9 exons.